Pomacea canaliculata is the source of this 567-nucleotide messenger RNA. RefSeq lists its product as uncharacterized. Bases 169 to 480 code for a protein of 103 amino acids. The record is from RefSeq and is a predicted model, not a curated record. The transcript has 4 exons. Lineage: Eukaryota; Metazoa; Mollusca; Gastropoda; Architaenioglossa; Ampullariidae.
GAUUGGCCAGAACGGUGUGGACUUACCAACCAUUGUGUCACCAUCGUGACUGCGCCAGACGGCUGUUCUCACAUUCAUCAACAGUAUUUAAUCGAGGGCUCUCAUCCAAAAACCAGCAGCUGAUCAGUCUCUUCAGACCCUCGGUGCCAACUUCCGCCAAUCUUCACCAUGAAGGCUGUCCUGUGUCUCCUGGUUCUCGUGGCCUCUGCCUACGCUGCCCCUAGGGAGCUGAGCGAAGUUGAGAAGCGCGUCUUCCUAGAUAGUCUUGGCCUUAGUCAUCUCUUCGAUCUCACAACCCUGAAGUCCACCUUCUGCGGGGUUGUCGCUCUUGGCGGAAGUGCCGAUACCGAGACCCAGUGCGAGGGUCUGUGCCACCAGGUGCUGUCUGGAGAGACAGUCGCCGAGAACCUUCUGCACAGUGGCUGUCCUCUCCUCUGCAACUCUUUCCAGGCUUUGCUCCACCUCAUCCCCUGCAACUAAGCCAACGGUUCAGUUUGAACAUUGGACAUGUUAGACAUAAGAUGGCAAAUCACUUUUUGAGAUAAUAAACUUUUCUCAAUUAUAUAC